Molecule: messenger RNA, 1706 nt
Organism: Brassica rapa (field mustard)
Lineage: Eukaryota; Viridiplantae; Streptophyta; Magnoliopsida; Brassicales; Brassicaceae
Product: IQ domain-containing protein IQM3
Source: RefSeq, a predicted model, not a curated record
AAAUACACACACAACACACACUGAUAGCAGAGAAACACAAGUCUUCCCUUUGGAUCUUAUCUAAGUUCCAUUUCUUGUUCAGACAUUAAAGAUCGAAGUAAGUUUGGUCUGGUUUUCUCAGAAGGGAAGAAGAUGCAGGUCGUCGCCAAGUUUGAUUUCCAGUCUCCGCCGUUCUCUCACGCCGCCGGAGAGAUCCUCAUUUCUCCGGUAGACCGCAGAGCAGAAUCUUUCGCUAACUUCCCCGAGGCCCUUGAAGGCGCCUGUCCUGACUCGCCUUCUAGCUUGGCGGCGGUGAAAGUGCAGAAGGUUUACAGGAGUUAUCGCACGCGCCGGAGACUAGCGGACUCUGUGGUUGUCGCCGAAGAGCUCUGGUGGCAAGCGAUGGAUUAUGCGAGAUUAAAUCAUAGUACGAUCUCAUUCUUUGAUUACUCAAGACCUGAAACUGCAGUUUCCAGGUGGAAUCGUGUGAGCUUGAAUGCUUCUAAGGUGGGGAAGGGUCUGUCCAUAGUCGACAAAGCUCAGAAAUUGGCCUUUCAGCAUUGGAUUGAAGCUAUUGAUCCUAGGCACCGGUAUGGACACAACCUUCAUUUGUACUAUGAAGUGUGGUGCAAAGCUGAUGCUGGUCAGCCAUUUUUCUACUGGUUGGAUGUUGGAGAAGGGAAAGAUCUGGAUCUUGUAGAAUGUCCAAGGUCGAAGCUUAAGCAGCAAUGCAUCAGAUAUCUUGGACCUCAAGAGAGGGAAGAGUAUGAGUAUGAGAUCGUUGAAGGGAAGAUUGUUCACAAGUUAACCGGACAGUUUCUACACACCAUGCACGGAUCUGAGGGGACAAAGUGGAUCUUUGUUAUGAGUACUUUCAAGAAACUAUAUGCCGGUCUGAAGAAGAAAGGAAGGUUCCAUCACUCAAGCUUUUUGGCCGGAGGAGCAACACUAGCCGCAGGGAGGGUGGUUGUUGACAAUGGAGUUCUCAAGACAAUCUCUGCAUACAGUGGUCAUUACAAGCCAUCAGAUGAUAGCCUUGACACAUUUCUCUCGUUUCUCAGAGAGAACGCAGUGAAUCUAGACGGUGUUGAGGUGCACAAAGCUAGUGAAGAUUCCGACAACUACGAUGAUUACUUUAAAUCCAAUGGAGAUGGGACCAAGUCUUUAAAGAAAGAGGAGCCAACGCCAUCCCACGCAGAGGCUGAAACGGAUGAAAACGGCAACGGAACACUUGAGGAGAUCAAACGGAGUAGUUACCAGAGAACCCUCUCAGGUGGGCUUGAAAGCCCAAAAGCUGACGUUCCACAGAAAGCAAUCUUACAAAGGAUCAACUCCAAGAAACAGUCGAAAUCUUUACAGUUGGGUCAUCAGUUAAUGCUGAAAUGGUCGACAGGAGCUGGUCCAAGGAUCGGUUGUGCAGCUGAUUAUCCUGUUCAGCUCAGAACACAGGCUUUGGAGUUUGUUAACUUGUCUCCUAGAAACCGGAGCAGCGCACUGUCUCCGACCGGGAGGAUUGAUGUCUGAUCAUAUGUUUUCCUUGUUCUUAGCAGUUUAAUCGUAAUCUUAUGUGACUUGGUUAACGUGCGAGUUUUAUCUAUCUAAAGUUUUAGUUGUUUUUUUCUUUUCACCUGGAUGAUGUGAUGCAGAAGGAAAAUAAUGAGAUGUGUUUUGUGUAAAAGUUUUUCUUUUCACUCGUAAAUGGUAUCUACUAGCAUCAGAUUCAUUAA